Ictidomys tridecemlineatus (thirteen-lined ground squirrel) is the source of this 1388-nucleotide messenger RNA. RefSeq names its product olfactory receptor 2H1. Gene Ontology annotation, molecular function: olfactory receptor activity; G protein-coupled receptor activity. Gene Ontology annotation, cellular component: membrane. Lineage: Eukaryota; Metazoa; Chordata; Mammalia; Rodentia; Sciuridae. The record is from RefSeq and is a predicted model, not a curated record. Gene Ontology annotation, biological process: G protein-coupled receptor signaling pathway.
GCCAGAGACACCAGUGUGAGGUUCCAUCCAUUAUCCAGAACAUUCCUGGUUUUGCACUGCCACUAAACAACAUUUGGCCAUAGGGAGCAAGAAAAGGGGAAGCAACACUGGGUGGUGGUGUGCCUGGAAGAACAGCGGAGGGAGAGGAAGUUCCACAUGGCAGGAAUGAAAAGCACUUUACAUUAACUGUCACUUUGAGCUGACAGGCUCAGUGCUUCAGUUCUGAGUAACAACAAGCCAUGGUCAACCAAAGCUCCCAAGUGGGAUUCCUCCUUCUGGGCUUCUCUGAAUACCCAGAGCUGGAAAGGAUUCUCUUUGUGGUUGUCUUAACUUCCUACCUCCUCACCCUGGUGGGCAACACACUCAUCAUCCUGCUGUCGGUGCUGGACCCCAGGCUCCACUCUCCAAUGUACUUCUUCCUCUCCAACCUCUCCUUCUUGGACCUCUGCUUCACCACAUGUUGUGUCCCCCAGAUGCUGGUCAACCUCUGGGGCCCCAAGACCAUCAGCUUCCUGGGCUGCUUCAUCCAGCUCUUCAUUUUCAUGUCCCUGGGGACCACUGAAUGCAUCCUCCUGACAGUGAUGGCCUUUGAUCGCUAUGUGGCUGUCUGCCAGCCCCUCCACUAUGCCACCAUCAUCCACCCCCGCCUGUGCCUGCAGCUGGCAGCUGUGGCCUGGGUUUUGGGUCUGACCCAAUCCAUAGUCCAGACACCACCCACUCUCCUCCUGCCCUUCUGUCCCCACCGGCAGAUAGAUGACUUUUUGUGUGAAGUUCCUUCUCUGAUUAGACUAUCCUGUGGAGACACCACCUACAAUGAAAUCCAGUUAGUUGUGUCCAGUUUCUUCAUCCUGGUUGUUCCUCUCAGCCUUGUUCUUGUCUCUUAUGGUGCCAUUGCCCGGGCAGUACUGAGGAUUAACUCUGCCCAAGCAUGGAAAAGAGCUUUAGGGACCUGCUCCUCCCACCUCAUGGUUGUCACUAUCUUCUACAGCUCAGUCAUUGCUGUCUACCUCCAGCCCCAAAAUCCUUAUGCCCAAAAGAGGGGCAAGUUCUUUGGCCUCUUCUAUGCAGUGGGCACUCCUUCACUUAACCCACUCAUAUACACCCUGAGGAACAAGGAGGUAAAGAGGGCAUUCAGGAGGUUACUGGGGAAAGAUGGGGAAUCCAGGGAGAACUGAGGGAAAACUGUUUGAUAUAUUCCUAAUCAAGAAGAGUUUAUUCAUGAUUUGUAAAAAUGUUGAGCUCCCCAGGCUACACAACUGAGCCUCUAUAGUGUGUCAGCAUGAUUAUGUGGUAUCUAAGAGAGAGAGACAUCCCGUUAAGAUAUCCACUCAUUUAUUGAAGGACAUCUAGGUUGGUUUCACAGUUUAGUUAUUGUGGAAUGUGCUGUU